UCCUAUUUACAGACUUCCUUCGACUUUCACAUGGAGCAGGAGCAGACAAGCAACAAUAAAAACAUGACACUGGAAGAUCUCCUCUCCUUUUCCAACUUCCAGAAACUUUGUGCAAAUGCUUCUGACUAUGGCUAUGGAGGCACUAUCAAUGAUAUGAGAAAAAAAGAGUUCAGCAGGAUUGGAGAUACGAUUUACCUUGACCAUGUUGGCACAGCACUUUUCCCAGAAAGCCUUCUUCAAAAAUUCAUGGCUGAUUUGUCUGAAAAUGUUUAUGGCAAUCCUCAUAGCAGCAACUUAAGCAGUAGACUUACCCAUGAUACAAUUGAACAUGUUCGUUACAGGAUAUUGCAACACUUCAACACAUCCGCUGAUGAUUAUACAGUUAUCUUUACAUCUGGAAGCACUGCAGCACUGAAGCUUGUGGCAGAUAUUUUUCCUUGGACAACUGCAAGCUCAGAUGGUGCAGGCAGCCAUUUCUGUUACCUUACUGAUAAUCACACUUCCGUGGUUGGAAUUAGAGGAGCUAUGAAAAUGUUAAAUAUACCAUCUAUUCCAGUGGCUCCUGAAGACCUGCUGUUGUCAGAGGUUGAAACAAAGACAACUGAAAAUCAGCAUGACAGCACUUCACAUCUCUUUUGUUAUCCUGCACUAAGCAACUAUUCAGGCACCAAGUAUCCACUCUCUUGGAUAGAAAAAAUCAAAUCGGGGAAAAUGAAGCCUGUGUCAGUGCCAGGCAAUUGGAUUGUAUUGUUAGAUGCAGCCUCAUUUGUCAGUACUUCGCCUUUGGAUUUGGCAGUCUAUCAACCGGACUUUGUCACCAUUUCAUUUUACAAGAUCUUCGGUUUUCCAACUGGUUUGGGUGCCUUGAUUGUAUCUAAUCAGAUUGCACAUCUUCUGAGGAAAAAUUAUUUUGGAGGAGGCACAGCAGCAGCCUAUCUUUCAAAGGAAGAUUUUUUUGUUCCUAAGGAAUCAAUCAGCAGCAGAUUUGAAGAUGGCACAGUUUCAUUUCUGGAUAUAAUAGCAGUGAAACAUUGUCUUGACACUCUGCAUAGGCUAACUGGAGGAAUGGAGAAAAUUAGAAAUCAUACUCAUGAAUUGGCAAGCUACACCUACUCUGUGCUGUCUGCUCUACGUUAUGCUAAUGGAGAACCUGUAAUACAAGUCUAUACCAGUACAGGGGUUAGGACUUAUGAUGUGCAGGGUCCGAUCAUUAAUUUUAAUGUGCUGGAUGAAAAUGGAGGCAUAAUCGGCUACUCUCAGGUUGACAAGAUGGCCAGUUUAUAUAAUAUCCAUUUUCGAACAGGCUGUUUCUGCAAUGCUGGUGCCUGCCAGAAAAUGUUGGGAAUUAGCAAUGCUGAAGUAAAGAGUAAUUUGCAGGCUGGACAUAUAUGUGGUGAUAACAUGGACAUCAUUAAUGGUCGACCUACAGGCUCAAUCAGAAUAUCAUUUGGUUUUAUGUCUACAUUUGAAGAUGCUCAAGUAUUUUUAAAUUUUAUUGUAGACACAUUCAUUAAAAAAUCAUCAUAUGGCUCUGCCCAAAUGUUUGAUGUUGAAAAGAUUGCCAGAAUCAGCUUGUUUCAAACAGAAAGCAAUGAAGAACAAAGCAUCAGUGCAAAUGGCAACAUCUCAGAUGUGGGUGUCCCCCAAAAUACUAAAUUUUCCAAAUUUUCUGAAGCAGAGCAUAUUUGUGCCUGUAAAGGAAGAGGAAAUGUGUCUAAAAAUGACAAGCCAAUCACACUCAGUCAUAUCUACCUUUACCCUAUCAAAUCGUGUGGAGCAUUCCAGGUUUCCCAGUGGCCUGUGGUAGAACAAGGUCUACUAUUUGAUCGGAAUUGGAUGGUUGUGAAUGAAAAUGGAGUAUGCCUCAGUCAAAAGCAAGAGCCGAAAUUGUGUCUUAUCCGUCCUUCAAUUGAUCUGAUCAAGAACAUCAUGAUAAUUCACGCACAUGGAAUGUCACCGAUAGAAGUGCCCUUAAAUGAUGAAAACAAAAUGACUGUUCAAAUAUGCCAAAGCAAAGUCUGUGGUGAUAGAGUUCAUACAUAUGACUGUGGGGAUGAAUCUGCAAACUGGCUGUCUAGUUUUCUUGGACGCAAAUGUCGUUUGAUAAGGCAGUCAUCCAUCUUUAGUCGCUUUUCAGGUGCGAAGAAGAAAGGUUUGUUGGAUACAACAUUGCCCUCACUUUCUUUAGUCAAUGAAGCCCAAUACCUUCUUGUCAACACAUCAAGUAUUUUUCAACUAAGUCAGCAAAUUCCAUUAAGUGACCAGGCAGACUACAAAAAAGAAAUUAAUGUGGAUCAGAUGACUCAACGGUUCCGAGCCAACUUGGUCAUUAAUAGCAAUAUACCCUUUCAAGAGGAGGCAUGGGUGGAAGUUUUUAUUGGCAGUUUACAUUUUCAGGUUUCAGGCAAAUGUACCAGAUGCCAAAUCAUUUGUAUUAACCAGUCAACUGGUGAAAAAAGCAGAGAAGUUUUACAGACUUUAUCAUCCAGCAGAGAAGGAAAGACAACGUUCGGAAUGUACCUGCAGAAUUCACCAUGUUCAUCUCACCCAUCUAUGCUGAAAGUUGGCACAGAGGUGUCAUUCACACUAAAAGAGACCCAGCAAUGUGCACAGAGCAAGGAGGAAUCUCUGGAGAAAUAA
Molecule: messenger RNA, 2640 nt
Organism: Nanorana parkeri
Lineage: Eukaryota; Metazoa; Chordata; Amphibia; Anura; Dicroglossidae
Gene: MOCOS
Product: molybdenum cofactor sulfurase
Exons: 15
Coding region: 31-2640 (869 amino acids)
Biological process (GO): Mo-molybdopterin cofactor biosynthetic process
Molecular function (GO): molybdenum cofactor sulfurtransferase activity; molybdenum ion binding; pyridoxal phosphate binding
Source: RefSeq, a predicted model, not a curated record